This is a messenger RNA of Capronia epimyces CBS 606.96, 708 nucleotides long. RefSeq lists its product as uncharacterized. Gene Ontology annotation, cellular component: tRNA-intron endonuclease complex. Bases 1 to 708 code for a protein of 235 amino acids. The transcript has a single exon. Gene Ontology annotation, biological process: tRNA splicing, via endonucleolytic cleavage and ligation; tRNA-type intron splice site recognition and cleavage. NCBI's taxonomy places the organism in Eukaryota, Fungi, Ascomycota, Eurotiomycetes, Chaetothyriales, Herpotrichiellaceae. The record is from RefSeq and is a predicted model, not a curated record.
AUGUCCAUGUCAGUGUCCAGCCCGGCCCCCCCCUCGCCGUCUGCGGUCUCGACGCUCAUUACCAACUCCGGCGCGAAGUCUGCCUCGGAGGCGCUGGCGCUCGAGAUCAUGCAUAACCUACAACACCAGCACAACUGGACCGGCCUGAAGCGGCAUCUCGUGUCUGUCGCCGCCCCGUCGUCCGGCAGCUCGACGCCCACCACGGCGACCGGAACCAGCACCGGAAUCGUCACUGUCACUGUCACCGUCCCAGUCAUCUCCGGCCUCCCGCCGCAGCACAGCUACAUCCAUCCAGACCUGCAAGCCCAGCUGUUGAAGCAUGGAAUGUCGGACGCGGCGGUACCGGUGCAGCGCGAGUUCGUGCUGCCGCUGUCCCUGGCCGAGAAGUGGUCGUUGGCCAGGUUCUGCGCCGUCUUCGACCAGCUGCCAGAGCGGGACGUGAUCACUGUGCAGGCCACCGGCUCAAGCUCAAGCUCAAGCUCAAGCUCAGGCUCAGGUUCAAGUGCACCCAGCACUGCGCAACGCCGACCCAGUGCGAACGGUCAAGCCAGUGCCGGCCCGCCGCCGUCCAACCCGGCCGUCUAUCAACACCGCGACCAGAAGCGUGUGUUGCUGGGCAUGAGGGCGCGCGAGGGCGGCGGCGGAGACGGCACCGUCGUCUACUACAUCAUGCAGGAAGGCGAGGUGAAGCCUCGACAGAAUGGUUGA